UAGAUGACUAAAGAUUUUGUAUACAAAAUGAAAUUUUUUAGCUCUUCUUUUUUGACAAUAAGCGCGAAACUGUACAGUUUAAAAUACAUUUCCUCUUUGCUCGUUCACAUUUGUCUCUAGUGUAAACCAAUGUGAACCUAGCAUUACAAUACUAUAGCGCUGUAAACAUUUGAGCGGGAAGAGUAUUCUUAAAGGUAUAAUUGUGUUUAAUACGAUCCUAAAAAGGAUUGAUUUAUUUAAAUAAAGGAUAGAUUUAAAGUAAAUUUGCAAUUAGUUGAAGAAAUACAUUUAAUAAAAUGCCGUCGAAGAUACUGAGAGAUUAUACAAAAGCCAAAGACCAGUUAAAACUGUUUUUAACAGAGUUUAUGAUAGCAGAUAGCAAUUCUGGUGAAAAAGUAUUUAAAUAUAAAAAGCAACUCGUUAAUAUCGCUCAUCGCGAACAGAUAGAUAUUACAAUAGAAUUAGAUGAUGUUCAUGAGUUUGAUGAAGAAUUAGCUAUAUCUAUUGCAAAUAAUACACGAAGAUAUGUCAAUUUGCUUUUAGAACUUAUUCAAGAGAUGUUACCUGAAUAUAAAACUCGAACUGUAUUACCAAAAGAUGCAUUAGAUGUAUAUAUUGAACACAGACUAUUGAUGGAAAGCCGUAACGUUCAUCUUGGCGAACAGCGUGAUACAAGAAAUAAAUAUGCUCCAGAACUUAUGAGACGCUUUGAAGUAUAUUUUAAAGAUUUUGAUACAGCAAAAAGUUAUUCUGUAAGAGAUAUAAAAGCAGAUAAAAUAGGAAAAUUGGUUACAGUAAGAGGUAUAGUAACUAGAUGCAGUGAUGUACUGCCACUUCUUGUUGUUGCUACAUACACGUGUGAUCAAUGUGGUGCAGAAACAUUUCAACCAGUGCACUCACUUAAAUACAUGCCAUUACGGACAUGUCCUAGUGAUGAUUGUCGCAUAAAUAAAUCUGGUGGAGUGUUAGAUAUGCAAACAAGAGGUUCAAAAUUUGUAAAAUUUCAAGAAUUAAAAAUACAAGAACAUAGUGAUCAAGUUCCUGUAGGACACAUUCCAAGAACACUGACAGUAUAUUGUAGAGGAGAAACAACAAGAAAGUGUUUACCUGGAGACCAUGUACUUAUUACUGGCAUCUUUUUGCCCAUCAUCAAAUCUGGUUUUAUUGCUAGAGUUGGUGCAGCUCUUUUAAAUGAAACAUAUUUGGAUGCACAUAGAAUUGUUUGCCUUACUAAUUCUGAAACUGCUGAUGACAGUACCACUGUAUUGACUGAUGAAGAAUUAUCUAUAUUAAUGGAAGAUGAUUUUUAUGGCAGAUUAGCUCAGUCAAUUGCUCCAGAAAUUUAUGGGCUUGAAGACGUUAAAAAAGCUCUAUUAUUACUUCUAGUUGGUGGAACAGAUAAACAAAAAGAUGAUAUUAAAAUUAGAGGUAAUAUCAACAUUUGUUUAAUGGGUGAUCCUGGAGUUGCCAAAUCGCAAUUGCUUUCAUUCAUAACAAGAUUGGCGCCUCGAUCUCAGUAUACAACUGGCAGAGGAUCUUCUGGAGUAGGUUUAACUGCUUCGGUUAUGAAAGAUCCAUUAACUGGACAAAUGAUGCUUGAAGGGGGAGCUCUAGUACUAGCAGAUGAAGGUGUGUGUUGCAUUGAUGAAUUUGAUAAAAUGGCAGAUGCAGAUCGAACAGCUAUUCACGAAGUGAUGGAACAGCAGACUAUAUCAAUCGCUAAAGCAGGCAUCACAACUCGUUUAAAUGCAAGGGUUUCAAUAUUAGCUGCUGCAAAUCCUGCUUAUGGCAGAUAUAAUCCUAAAAGAACAAUUGAACAAAAUAUUCAAUUGCCUGCUGCUUUAUUAUCACGAUUUGAUUUAUUAUGGUUAAUUCAAGAUCGAGCGGAUCGUAAUAAUGAUUUAAAAAUGGCUCAACAUAUAACUUACGUUCAUCAGCAUAGUAUACAACCUCCUACGGAAUCGCAAGCAUUAGAUAUGAAUUUAAUUAGAAAAUAUAUUACGUUAUGUAAAACGAAACAACCAGUUAUACCUGAAGAUUUAACGGACUAUAUAGUUGAAUCUUAUGUAGAGAUGAGAAGAGUCGCCCGUAAUAGCGAAGAUAAAACGUUUACAUCUGCACGUAAUUUAUUGGCGUUAUUACGUUUAUCAACUGCUCUGGCUCGUUUAAGAUUAUCAGAUGUUGUUGAAAAGGACGAUAUUAUUGAGGCGAAUAGAUUAAUAGAAAUGUCUAAACAUUCUAUUAACUAUUCUGAGACAUUAACGUCAAACGCACAACAAAAUCCAAUGAACCGAAUCUUUUAUCUUAUCAGAGAACUAGCGGGCGAAAAGAAAACUAUUAAAGUAUCAGAGAUAUUAGAACGCUGUACUAGUAAAGGAUUUAAACCUGACCAAAUUAACGAUUGUAUCGAAGAAUACGAGGCGCUGAAUGUAUGGCAAGUGAAUCAAACAAGAACACAAAUAACAUUUAUUUAAAUAUUGUAUUAAAUAUGAAUAUAGUAUGACAAUGUAUAAAAUAUUACUUUUUAUACU
Megachile rotundata (alfalfa leafcutting bee) is the source of this 2531-nucleotide messenger RNA. RefSeq names its product minichromosome maintenance 7 (gene Mcm7). The record is from RefSeq and is a predicted model, not a curated record. Gene Ontology annotation, biological process: DNA replication initiation; double-strand break repair via break-induced replication; DNA replication. Gene Ontology annotation, cellular component: nucleus; MCM complex. Lineage: Eukaryota; Metazoa; Arthropoda; Insecta; Hymenoptera; Megachilidae. Gene Ontology annotation, molecular function: single-stranded DNA helicase activity; ATP hydrolysis activity; ATP binding.